CAGUUGAUCAAAUUUAAAUUUUCUCCCAAUUUACCUUAAUUUGCUCUUGGAAUGAUUGCGAAUUUUCACCUCGAUUUCGGCCAGUGGCGACGCACGAUUGACUAAUUGCCGCUUUUACAAUCACGUGUUGCGAGCCGCACGUAGGUUUGAAAAUUAAUAAAAUGUUCGUAGGUGUUUGUUUCGAUCUUUUGUAUGUGUUGCAAUUUGUGUAUUGCAAUUAGUUAUAUGUAAAUUAGUUCGUGUUCUAAAUUUGCAGUCUGUCAUUAGAAGAGCGGUUUAUAGUGCUUGUGCUCAAAUGAUGUUCGAGUUUUUGUUAAAAAAAUAAGAUGCAGAAGGAGGUGAAACCGAAAUCGGCGUCGAAGAUCGUCAGUAAGAACAAUUUAGUCUUGCUGAGAAAGCGACCACUGGCUAAUGGGAGCGGAUUUCGGUCGUCAAAUUCAACUUUAAGUCUACGUUCGACGAACUCCUUGAGGCAAACCAAUCGUCCCUCGCCGAAAAACACCAAGUCCGCGCCCAACGUAGCGUCACGCGUCGACGUCUACGGAAGAUCAAAAAAACUCCCAUCUUCAAACAAUCAGAAUAAACCCAGAACAAAGCCCAUUCCUCCGUGGCACCAUAACAACAACGAAGUUAAAGUAAACCACGUGCUCAAGCCCGCGAUUACCAUUCUUGGGUCAUCGAAUGUAUCGACGCGCAGGUAAGUUUUUGGACAUUUU
Photinus pyralis (common eastern firefly) is the source of this 716-nucleotide messenger RNA. RefSeq lists its product as uncharacterized. The transcript is spliced from 4 exons. The record is from RefSeq and is a predicted model, not a curated record. Bases 327 to 701 code for a protein of 124 amino acids. NCBI's taxonomy places the organism in Eukaryota, Metazoa, Arthropoda, Insecta, Coleoptera, Lampyridae.